AUGUAUAUUGGGCCUUCAGUACUUAUGCAACAAAAACACUCGGAAAAUAAUUUGGCACAGGGGAUCGGAGCAACAAGAGGCAUUUGCGGGCUAAAAAUUUUGACAAACAUCAGAUUCUUUCGCAGUAACUGGCUUUGGAAACAACUACGCCGUUAUUUUCCAAUCGAAUUGGUGAAAACAGUAGAUUUACCCGCCAACCGUCAUUAUGUGUUCGCGACUUUUCCACACGGUGUUAUGACUUAUGGCUGCACCGUUAACAUUACGUAUGACAUUGACAAUUGGCUCGCACUAUUUCCCGGUAUACGACCGAGGCAGACGAUUUUGAAUGCCACCUAUUUGACGCCAUUCUUGUAUGAAUAUUUGCGCCUUUGCGGUUUUAUUUCGGUGUCGGAAAAGUCUUUAAUGCAUUAUUUGACCAGUCGCUGGCAGGGUGAUGGUUUCACGUCUAACGGGGUUUUCAUUAUUGUUGGCGGUGCACAGGAGGCUUUAGACUCUCGUCCUGGCCAAUAUGAGCUGACAUUUUUGAGACGUAAAGGAUUUGUUCGUGUAGCCAUAAAAAGUGGCGCUGCUAUCGUUCCAUGUUUCACCUUCGGUGAGGUGGACAGCUUCGAGCGUUGGGAUGGUAAAUGGGCCUUGCAUUGGCAAUUGUUAGUGAAAUACUUACUGGGCAUAUCGAUAAUACUAGUAAAGGGACGUGGUGGCCUUCCGCUUCCAUUCAAGCGCCGUAUUGUACAAGUGGUCGGCAAACCAAUCGAAGUGCAACAGAAUGAUAACCCGCAACCGGAAUAUGUGGAUGAAAUUCAUCAAAAAGUCAUUGAAGGUGUAAAAGAUUUAUUUGAGACACACAAAAUUCAUUACAUUGAAAAUUACGAAAAUGUUAAACUUGUAAUUAAGUAAUUUUGCUAAUUGUAAUAACUAGAUGAUGCUGUAAUCGGGUAAUUAUAUGACCACUUUGAUUGUUCGUAUCCUUUGUAAGGAAAUAAGAAAACUGUAACUGUUACUCGGUAUAUCUUCGAGUUCUAAAUGAGCUUUCUAAAG
Messenger RNA from Bactrocera tryoni, 1038 nucleotides. Its product is annotated as 2-acylglycerol O-acyltransferase 2-like. Lineage: Eukaryota; Metazoa; Arthropoda; Insecta; Diptera; Tephritidae. The coding region runs from base 1 to 897 and encodes 298 amino acids. Gene Ontology annotation, molecular function: diacylglycerol O-acyltransferase activity. The record is from RefSeq and is a predicted model, not a curated record. Gene Ontology annotation, cellular component: endoplasmic reticulum membrane. The transcript is spliced from 6 exons. Gene Ontology annotation, biological process: triglyceride biosynthetic process.